AGGUGCACCUUACCGUGCUCUUUUAAGGUUGACACCUUAUACAAACCUCUUGGCCCAGAUCGCUUGUCCCAUAUCAGUAAAGAUCUAUCAGCCCAAACCAUUGGUCCCAAAAUCACUAAAGAAGCUAUUUACAGAGAGGAACAGAUAAACCAGUGAAGAAUUCAUACAGUUUCCUGUCAUAGAAUAGAAGAUAUACAGAAAAAUAUUUCUCAGAGAUGUCCUGGAUCAGCUCUCCAUCAUGUUUCUCACCUUCCUCUUCAGAGCCACCACUUUUCACAGGAUUUUCAGAAGCUUUCCUCUGGUUUCUUCUUCUCUCACCAUGCCCACAAUUCGCUCUAGUCUCCUCUGUACAUCUCAUUUUCCUGAUGACCUAUCUUGUCUUGUCUUUAAACAAGCAUAAAAAUCUUUUUGAGAAGAACCACAUGCCACUUUCCUCCACUAGAGCUGUUAAAACCAGUUUCACAUUCAAACUGAGCUUAACUCUGACCUCUCUAUUCUCAAUUGUUUAUUUCAGUCUCUCUCUUUGGAUCUUUUUCUUGAGAAAUGUCGAUAAUUCAUGGAAACUGGAGCUUGGGGUCCUUUGGUUGAUCUUAUCGAUCAGUUAUCUAGCAUUUCUUAUCAUCCUCUUGCAUCAGAAAAGGUAUAGAUCGACAGUUCAUCCGCUGUCAAUUCGACUUUGGUGGGUCUUGAGCUUUCUGCUUGGUGUUUUGCUCUCUGUCUCAGCAUUCAACCGAUUAGUCCUCCAUAGCCCAAACGAUAAUCGCGAGCUAUGGGUUGGAGACAUAUUAACACUUGUGUCUCUCUUGUUAAUGCUUUUCUCUCUCAUUGCCAUUAAAGGAUCCACAGGUAUAAUUCUUAUGGAGAGUUUGAAAGAAGAAGAGAGAGAGGGGAAACUGAGAGAGCCUCUUUUAUCAGAAGCUGACAACAUUGAUAAUGGGAUUAGUACCAAAGUUACUCCUUAUAAGUCAGCUGGGUUUCUCUCUAGAGCUACAUGGACAUGGAUGAAUGGAUUGUUAAAGAAGGGCUAUGAAUCUCCAUUAAAAUUUGAAGAUGUGCCUGCUCUUGCACCAUCAGACUCUGCAGAAUCCAUGUAUAAGUUCUUCGAAUCGAACUGGCCCAAAAUUGACUCUAAAAAACCAGUGAGUUCUACCUUGCUCAAAUGCUUUUGGCCCCAUCUCUCCUUCACUGCUGCCUUAGCUAUACUUCGCCUCCUCGUAAUGUUUGUUGGCCCAUUUCUCAUCCACAGCUUCGUGGAUUUCACUUCAGGGGAGAGAAACUCUCCCUAUGAAGGCUAUUGCCUGGUUUUGAUAUUGUUGGUUGCAAAAUUCAUUGAGGUUUUGAGUGGUCAUCACUAUAAUUUCCAGUGCCAAAAGCUUGGAAUGCUUAUAAGAUCCACUCUCAUAACAUCUCUCUAUCGGAAAGGCCUUCGCCUCUCUAGCUCUGCUCGCCAAGACCACGGGAUAGGCCAGAUUGUGAACUACAUGGCUGUUGAUGCCCAACAGCUCUCCGAUAUGAUGCUCCAGCUUCAUUGUAUAUGGCUGGUGCCUCUUCAGAUUGGGGUUGCUCUGGUUCUCCUUUAUGCCUUAUUGGGAGCACCAGUUGGGUUUGGCCUCCUUAGUACGAUGGCCGUGGUGGUGUUUGUUUCGAUUGGUAGCAAGAGAAACAACAGGUACCAAUUCAACCUGAUGAAGAUGAGGGACCUCAGAUUGAAGGCCACAAAUGAGAUGCUAAAUCACAUGAGAGUGAUCAAAUUUCAGGCAUGGGAGACCCAUUUCCACGAGAGGAUCAAUGGCCUGAGAAAAUCAGAAUUCGGGUGGCUCACCAAGUUCAUGUACUCAGUUGCAGCCAAUGGAGUAGCUCUUGGGAGCACCACAUCUCUCGUCUCGGCCUUGACGUUUGGAGCUUGCAUUCUAAUGGGUGUCGAGCUUAAUCCAGCCCGAGUUUUUACUGCAAUUUCUUUCUUCAAGAUAUUGCAGGAGCCUAUAGGGAACUUUCCACAAGCCUUAAUAUCACUUUCUCAAGCCAAAGUUUCUUUGGAUAGGUUGGAUAAGUAUAUGAUCAGUAAGGAAUUAGAGAGAGAUGUGGUUGAGAGGGUGGAUUAUGGUGAAGAGAUUGCUGUUGAAGUGAAGCAUGGAGAGUUUUCAUGGGAAGAUGGAGACAAGGUAGGAUUUAUUAAGGAUAUAAAUUUGGAGAUUAAGAGAGGUUGUUUAGCUGCAAUUGUGGGGACUGUUGGGUCUGGUAAGAGCUCCUUAUUGUCUUGCAUUUUAGGGGAGAUGACAAAGAUCUCAGGAAAGGUGAGAGUGAGUGGAAGCACUGCAUAUGUAGCCCAAACUGCAUGGAUACAAAAUGGGACCAUCCAAGAGAACAUACUGUUUGGUCAGCCCAUGUAUGGAGAGAGGUACAGGGAGGUGAUUAGGGUUUGUUGCCUGGAGACAGACUUAGAAAUGCUGGAAUUCGGAGAUAUGACUGAGAUCGGUGAACGCGGGAUCAAUCUGAGUGGAGGCCAAAAGCAACGAAUUCAGCUGGCUAGAGCUGUAUACCAAGACUCGGACAUCUAUUUCCUUGAUGACAUCUUUAGUGCUGUUGAUGCUCACACUGGUUCACAAAUCUUCAUGGACUGUGUACGAGGAGUCCUCAAAGGGAAGACCGUUUUAAUGGUAACUCAUCAUAUCGACUUCCUGCAUGGCGCCGAUCUCAUUCUGGUGAUGCGCCAUGGAAGGAUCGUUCAGUCGGGAAAAUACACAGAGCUCCUCGAAUCAGGCACGGACUUCAAAGCCCUUGUGUCUGCCCACUCUUCAGCCAUGGAGCUCGUGGAAUCAAGCACACCAUCACAAGGCCACUCUCUCUCAUCAAAAACCAUUUCAAAUCCUAACCCUAGAAGCACUGAGAAUGGCUCCAUGGAGGGCUUUGAGACUACUCAGUUGCAGAAGAAGGAAGGAGUCAAGUUCAUAGAGGAAGAGAAGAGGGAGAAAGGCCGUGUGAGCUGGAGUGUGUAUAAGCUCUAUCUCACAGAGGCCUAUGGCAUGCGGGGAGUGGCUCUAUUGGUUGGCCUUCAAUUGCUUUGGCAACUGUCUUUGGUGGCGAGCGAGUACUAUGUGGCAUUUAAGACAAGAUCGGCCAUGGAUAAGUCAGAGGGUCAUGUGUUCAUAGGGGUUUAUGGGGGGUUGGCCAUUUUGGCUUUAGGGUUUAUGAUUCUGAGGACCUUUUGCAUCGCGGCUGUGGGUUUGAAGACUGCUCAGAUUUUCUUUGAUGGGAUGCUUGGGAGCAUAAUUCGUUCCCCCAUGGCCUUCUUUGAUUCUACACCUUCAGGGAGGAUACUCAGCAGAGCUUCUAGUGAUCAAACAAACACUGACACUAAUAUUCCAUCAUUAUGCGGGUCGACACUUGCAAGUAGCUUUGGUGUGCUAACCCCCUUCAUUGUCAUGUCCCAAGUUGCGUGGCCAACAGUUUUUGUGAUGACUCCAUUAGUUUGGCUAAACUUCUGGUACAGGCAUUAUUAUCUAGCCACCUCAAGGGAGAUUACUCGGCUUGACUCUGUAACAAAGGCACCAGUCAUCCACCACUUCUCAGAGAGUGUAGCAGGAUUUGUCACAAUCCGAUGCUUUAAGAAGGAAGCAGACUUUACACGCAUUAAUUUUGAACGUGUGAAUGCUAACCUACGAAUGGAUUUUCACAACAACGCUUCAAAUGAAUGGCUGGGAUUUCGCCUUGAGAUGAUGGGAAGUAUCAUCUGUUGCUUCUCUGCGCUCUUCAUGGUCAUUCUUCCUUCCAAUGUUGUCAAACCAGAGUUUGUGGGGCUCUCUCUGUCGUAUGGACUCUCUCUAAAUGGUGGACUAUUUGGUUUAAUAUGGGUGAGUUGCUCUUUGGAGAACAGAAUGGUAUCCAUUGAGAGGAUAAAGCAGUACUGCAACAUUGAAGCUGAGGCACCAUGGGAAAUCAAAGGCUCCCUUCCAUCUCCACAAUGGCCAACCCAUGGAAACAUGGAUAUAAUGGACUUGCUGGUGAGGUAUCGGCCAAAUAUGCCAUUAAUUUUGAAAGGAAUCAGUCUUAGUAUCAAAGGAGGAGAGAAGAUUGGUGUGGUUGGGCGAACUGGGAGUGGGAAAUCGACAUUGAUGCAAGUGUUGUUUAGGAUUGUGGAACCAUCAGGAGGAAAGAUUGUAGUUGACCAAGUUGAUAUUAGCACAUUGGGCCUUCAUGAUCUUCGCUCUCGCUUUGCGAUCAUACCUCAAGAACCAGUGCUCUUUGAGGGCACAGUUAGAAGCAACAUUGAUCCUUUGGGGCAUUACACUGAUGAGGAAAUUUGGAAGAGCUUGGAUCGGUGCCAGCUGAAAGACGUUGUGGCUGCAAAAUCUGACCGACUCGACUCUUCUGUGGUUGAUAGUGGUGAAAAUUGGAGUGUGGGUCAGAGGCAGCUUCUUUGCUUAGGGCGAGUCAUGCUCAAGAAAAGCCGCAUUCUAUUCCUUGAUGAGGCAACUGCCUCUGUUGACACACGAACAGAUGGGAUCAUCCAAAGGAUCAUUAGGGAAGAUUUUGUGAAGUGUACCAUAAUCAGCAUUGCUCAUAGAAUACCGUCUGUCAUGGCCUGUGACAAGGUCAUGGUCCUAGAUGCAGGAUUGGUGAAGGAGUUUGAGAAGCCAUCUCGACUGCUAGAACGGCCGUCAUUCUUUGGAGCACUGGUUCAAGAGUAUACCAACCGUUCAUCCAAUCUAUAGAUGGCCAAGAUUCAUCUCUUCACACCCCAAAUGGCCGUAGUUCUAGCAUGAGGCUCAUUUGUGGUCUGACUGUCCCAUAUUCCUAGAUCGCCUCUCCGAUUUAAAGUUUUGACCCGAUUCUAGAUGAAAUCAUGGCGUCAGAAUUUUUUUUUAGUUUUUUAUUUUAUAAAUUAUAUUCUGGAUAUGGUUUUUAUGAGUCCACGUAGAAAUGAGUCAGACUCGCAAAAAUCUAUUUUUGAGAUGGAUUUUCGGAUCCAAUUUUUAAGGAUAUGUAAUCUCUAACAUGGAGAUCAUAA
This is a messenger RNA of Amborella trichopoda, 5008 nucleotides long. Its product is annotated as ABC transporter C family member 14-like. Gene Ontology annotation, biological process: transmembrane transport. The record is from RefSeq and is a predicted model, not a curated record. Gene Ontology annotation, cellular component: membrane. Lineage: Eukaryota; Viridiplantae; Streptophyta; Magnoliopsida; Amborellales; Amborellaceae. Gene Ontology annotation, molecular function: ABC-type transporter activity; ATP binding; ATP hydrolysis activity.